AUGCGUGCUUCCCGUUCGGCAGCCUCGUUGAUCUUAGGAGGCAACCACCCCCCAUUGGUCGGAACCAGCCAGUCGAAGGCAGCCUCGCUGAAUGGUCUCAAUAUUUUGACGAGACCAAGGUCCGCCGGCCGCCUAGUGACUCCUCGAAAGGAGCUCAGUGCUGGCCUCAAGCCCCAGACACUGCAGAAGUUAGAGUUCAGAUUCGCAAAAGGAGGCCACGGUCUCCAGUGGCAGAAUCUGAUUGUCACCAACGCCAAGGGCCAGGCGAAGGACCUUGGGGUGCAGAUCGGGUGGCGGAUCUACAUGAUCGAUGGUGUCAUCAUGAACACCGGAGCCGAGGUGUGGCAGAAGCUUCAGGAUGCGAUGUGGCAGUGGAGGACGGUGACCGUGGUCUUCUUCACCGACCACAGGGCCAUCCUCAUGGAGGAGAAGAUAAAAGAGGAAGAGGAGGAACGACGGGAGGUGGAGCGACUCGCAAAGCUGCCGUUCACCAGUACCUCCGAUGAGAAGCACUUGGAGCAACUCAAGCAGGAGUUCACUUUCCAGGGCUACAUCGACCGAUCCGAGGAUCGCGCCAUCACCUUGGAGCAGUUGCAGAGGGUAGUUGACUUUAGCAAGGUAGUCAACGAUGCCGCUGAGGACCAGUCAGCGGCAGGAUGGCUGAAUGCCAAAGGCCUCGGCAAAUACGUUGAGAAGGUUAUCGAGCUCACAGAUGCAGAAUCCCCGGAAGACUUCAAGCUGCUGGAUGCAGCCAUGGUAGAGCAGAUCAUCGAAUCCGUCGGGAUGAAGUUGGUGACUGCACAAAAGUUUCGCCAGGCACUGCACGAGCUGUCUAGCAUUGCAGUGGAGCCUCGAGAAAGCCCGGAGGCGGACCAGGAGGUGCUGAGCCCAGCCGAGGAAGUGCCGGUGCAAGAGGUCAUCGCCAUUUGCAUUGAUCGCUCUGGUUCGAUGGGAACGCCCUUCAAGGAGGUCACUCUCAACGUCGUGAAAGGUGAGUGUCGAGAUUCCGUGGCUGAGCGCACACGCAUGGAAGCUGUUAAGGCCAUGUUUUACGCUUUCCGCGAUAGGAUUGAAAGCAUGGGCCCUGGGCGCUGCCACCUCGGCCUUUUUCAGUUCGAUGACAAAGUUGAGCUCCUGUUGGAUGCAACACCCUGCUUGGACAAGUUCGAGUCCAUUGUCGACGACAUGAAGAAGCGUGGUCAGACGGCUAUAUAUUCAUCCAUCAUCGAAGCCACGCAGAUGUUGAAUCGGUACUUCGAAGCGGAUACGAGGAUUGACCUGCGUGUUCUUGUGCUAACAGAUGGGCAGAACAAUUCGGGCGCAUCUCCACAGGCUGCCCUUGAAGCCGUCAACUCCAUCGGUGCUGUGGUCGAUGCGAUCAUCGUGGGAAACAAUCCCGAUGGCGAUUUGCGGCGUAUCGUCUCUGCCGCAGAAGGCGAGUGCUACCAGGUGAGCAAUCUUGGCGAGGGCUUCGAACUUCUGGAGUCCGAAGCGGUCGUCUCUUUGAAGGCACGCCGUGGUGGUGCAGAAAAGCCGGAAUUCAAGCAGCGGGAGGCUGUGGACUUGAGGAACAUCUCGCAGGCGAGCAUCACGCAGGGAAGUGCCGUGCCCAGCGUUCAGGAUGUGGCCCGAGACCAACAUGCGAAAAGCAAGGUGGUGGCCAUGGAUUCGGCAGGCCUCGGUGCCAUUUCCCACGGUUCUUUGGGCUCGGGGGCUGCGAGACGAGCCAUGGCCGAGUUGAGGCAAGUCGCAGAAGCAGCCGCUGCUGGAAUCCAUAUUCUACCGACCGAAAGCCUCAACUUCUGGCGUGUCCUCAUCGAAGGGCCCUUUGGCUCGCCGUAUGAGGGAGGUGUCUUCGCCCUGGAUGUUGUCAUCCCAGAUGACUAUCCCUUCUCCGCGCCCAAGAUUCACUUCCGCACGCCCAUCUACCACUGCAAUGUGAAUACAAACGGCGCAAUAUGCCUAGAGAUCCUCAAGGAAUCCUGGAGUCCAUCGCUGUCGAUCCAAAAGUGCCUCUUGUCCAUCCGAGCUUUGAUGGUCGAUCCAAAUCCUGACGAUGCCCUGCGCCAGUGGAUCGCGGAGCUGACCUUGGCUCACGUUCGCUCAGGCGGCGCGGAUACUCGCUACUACGACAAUGCCCGUGAGAGCACUCGCGAGCAUGCCAGCUUGAGUGUCGAGGGCUGGUUGGCUAAGUGGGGCCUGGGAGCCUCAGACCAUCCAAGCGCAGCAUGCGCAGCGUAG
Messenger RNA from Symbiodinium necroappetens, 2241 nucleotides. Lineage: Eukaryota; Dinophyceae; Suessiales; Symbiodiniaceae. The record is from the annotation of a GenBank genome assembly.